AUGCAGCCACUGCAAGAAAAAAAAAAAAAAAAAUCGGCAAGUGCUCCUCCUGCCACGCCAGCUCCAGUCCUGGCGGCGGCCCCAGUCUCGGCCCCAACCUCAGUCCCAGCCCCAGUGCCAACGCCAGCACCAGCUGCAGCUCCGCCUUCUGCUGGGACUCCAGCCUCAUCCUCAGACCCUGCGGCAGCAGCGGCUACGACUGGGGCUCCUGCCCAGACCUCGGCCUCAGAGCAAGCUCCGGCGCAGACCCCAGUGCUCGCUCUGCCUGGUCCCUUUCUCCCAGGGCCCUUUCCCGGCGGUCGCGUGGUCAGGUUGCACCCAGUCAUUUUGGCCUCCAUUGUGGACAGCUACGAGCAACGCAAUGAGGGUGCUGCCCAAGUUAUCGGGACCCUGCUGGGAACGGUCAACAAACACUCAGUGGAGGUCACCAAUUGCUUUUCAGUGCCGCACAAUGAGUCAGAAGAUGAAGUGGCUGUUGACAUGGAAUUUGCUAAGAACAUGUAUGAACUGCAUAAAAAAGUUUCUCCAAAUGAGCUUAUCCUGGGCUGGUACACUACAGGCCAUGACAUCACAGAGCACUCUGUGCUGAUCCAUGAGUACUACAGCCAGGAGGCCCCCAACCCCAUCCACCUCACUGUGGACACAAGUCUCCAGAAUGGCUGCAUGAGCACCAAAGCCUAUGUCAGCACUUUAAUGGGUAUAUAA
Sapajus apella (tufted capuchin) is the source of this 705-nucleotide messenger RNA. RefSeq names its product eukaryotic translation initiation factor 3 subunit F-like. Lineage: Eukaryota; Metazoa; Chordata; Mammalia; Primates; Cebidae. The transcript has a single exon. Gene Ontology annotation, biological process: translational initiation. The coding region runs from base 1 to 705 and encodes 234 amino acids. The record is from RefSeq and is a predicted model, not a curated record. Gene Ontology annotation, molecular function: translation initiation factor activity; translation initiation factor binding; metallopeptidase activity. Gene Ontology annotation, cellular component: eukaryotic translation initiation factor 3 complex, eIF3m.